Messenger RNA from Talaromyces proteolyticus, 428 nucleotides. RefSeq lists its product as uncharacterized. The coding region runs from base 53 to 400 and encodes 115 amino acids. The transcript is spliced from 2 exons. The record is from RefSeq and is a predicted model, not a curated record. Lineage: Eukaryota; Fungi; Ascomycota; Eurotiomycetes; Eurotiales; Trichocomaceae.
AAUAAAUUCAACAAACAAUAUAUCAUUUAUUUCUUGUUUUAAACCAUCCAACAUGCAUCUUUUCACCGCCAUUGCCGCCCUCAUCCUCGGUACCAACGCCUUCGCUUAUAAGAUCACCCUAUACAGCGACCUUGACUGCGGAAACAAGCUCCAAGAUAUUAGUUUGGAUGUCCCCAACGACGAAACUUGUGUACCUUUCAAUGUGAAUAUAUCUGCACCCAUUCUCUCGAUUAGCAAUUAUGCAGAAUACCCAAUCAUCCCCAUUGCUUACGGGGACCCUGACUGCAAGGGUCAUAGCUUGAUCGCAGACAGUGAUGGCAUCGGUUCCUGUAUUAAGGGAUGGGACAAGUGGGAAAACAAGACGGUGGCACUUGUGGCUACAAACCUUGGAACGUGGUAGUUUGUAUCUUGAAGUAUAUAGAUUGAAU